ACAGGGCUGAGGGAUAACAGGCCGGAACCGAACCAGAUCCAGAAAACUGGCUGGAGCCAUGGCAGCUCCAGGAACACCACCUCCCUCGGCCCCAGAGAUACCUGGUGCCGACUCAGGGGGAGGGAGUGGGGAGCCCAGGCAGCUGCCUGAGCUGAUCCGCCUGAAGCGAGAUGGAAGGCAUCUGAGCGAAGCAGAUAUCAGAAACUUCGUGCACGCAGUGAUGGAUGGAAGAGCACAGGACACACAAAUUGGGGCCAUGCUGAUGGCCAUCCGACUGCAGGGCAUGGACCUAGGGGAGACUUCUGUGCUGACUCGGGCCCUCGCAGAGUCUGGGCAGCAACUGGAGUGGCCCAAGGCCUGGCACCAGCAGCUUGUGGACAAACACUCCACAGGAGGUGUGGGUGACAAGGUUAGCCUGGUUCUGGCACCUGCCCUGGCUGCAUGUGGCUGCAAGGUGCCAAUGAUCAGCGGACGCAGUUUGGGACACACAGGGGGCACACUGGAUAAGCUGGAAUCUAUUCCUGGGUUCAGUGUCACCCAGAGCCCAGAGCAGAUGCUGCAGAUACUUGAGGAAGUCGGCUGCUGCAUUGUCGGCCAGAGCGAAAAGCUGGUUCCUGCGGAUGGAAUCCUGUAUGCUGCACGAGAUGUGACAGCUACUGUGGACAGUGUACCACUCAUUACAGCUUCAAUCCUCAGUAAGAAGGCCGUGGAGGGACUGUCCACUCUGGUGGUAGAUGUUAAGUUUGGGGGGGCCGCAGUCUUCCCAGACCAGGAGAAGGCCCGAGAACUGGCAAAGAUGUUGGUUAGAGUGGGAGCGGGGCUGGGACUGCAGGUCGCUGCAGCCCUGACUGCCAUGGAUAACCCUCUGGGCCGCAACGUGGGCCAUACCCUGGAAGUAGAAGAAGCGUUGCUUUGCCUGGAUGGUGCGGGGCCGCGGGAUCUGCGGGACCUGGUCAUCAGGCUAGGAGGCGCCAUUCUUUGGCUUAGCGGACAGGCGGAAACACAAGACCAGGGCGCCGCCCGAGUGGCCGCGGCGUUGGAUGACGGCUCUGCGCUGCGCCGCUUCCAGUUGAUGCUUUCGGCGCAGGGCGUGGACCCCGGCCUAGCUAGAGCAUUGUGCUCCGGGAGCCCCACGCAACGCCGGCAGCUGCUGCCUCACGCCCGAGAGCAAGAGGAGCUGCUCGCACCCGCAGACGGCGUUGUGGAGUGCGUCCGAGCGCUGCCGCUGGCCCGAGUGCUGCACGAGCUCGGGGCCGGACGCAGCCAAGCGGGGCAGCCGAUCAGACCGGGAGUGGGUGCCGAGCUACUGGUCGACGUGGGCCAAUGGCUGUCCCGCGGGACACCCUGGCUCCGCGUGCACCUGGACGGCCCUGCGCUCAGCAGCCAGCAGCGCCGCACUCUCCUGGGGGCGCUCGUGCUGUCAGACAGAGCACCCUUCAAGGCCCCUUCACCCUUCGCUGAGCUUAUCCUUCCAACGACCACCGCAUAGCCCUAAAUCUCCAACCCACC
Messenger RNA from Arvicanthis niloticus (Nile rat), 1509 nucleotides. RefSeq names its product thymidine phosphorylase (gene Tymp). Gene Ontology annotation, molecular function: 1,4-alpha-oligoglucan phosphorylase activity; pyrimidine-nucleoside phosphorylase activity. Gene Ontology annotation, biological process: pyrimidine nucleoside metabolic process; pyrimidine nucleobase metabolic process. Lineage: Eukaryota; Metazoa; Chordata; Mammalia; Rodentia; Muridae. The record is from RefSeq and is a predicted model, not a curated record. Gene Ontology annotation, cellular component: cytosol.